CGCAGCCAUUGGAACGGUUUAGUUUAAGCGUUCACACUACGCUAAAAUAUUUUCUGCUUAUGAAAAAGUUUUGAAAGUUUUCCGCAAUCACUGGGUGCUGUUCUUUAAAUCUUGGAAUUGAAUGAAAAACAAUCCGUUUUUAUAAAUUGUGCAAGUGAAUGUGAUUGAAAGAAAUAAUAAAUCAUUUUAUACAGGGAUAUUGACGAAAUUUUAAAUUAAUAUCAUUUCUAACAAUAAUUUUCGGAGAUUCAAUUGAUGAGAUAAAAUGAAGCAAUCCAUUCGAAAUAUGGACUCGUUGAGAAAAUGUAUCGGUGUUGUUAAAUUCGCAUCAGCCAAUUGGAUUUUAUGUGUGAGCAUUUGGAUGGUUGUGUUUAUAAGUUGUAGUGAAAGCGCAUCAUUGAAACGAAGUGCAUCGCCCGAUUUCAAUUCGGAAAAUUCAGAAAGCAGCAUGGACAGAAUCAAUGUGAGCUACGAUGAAUAUCCGAUGGUUGUUCCAAAACGUGCCGCUUUGUUGCUUGACCGAAUAAUGGUAGCACUUCACCAUGCGCUCGAAGAUAAUGACAGAGAAGGUAUUCAACGGAUUGCUGAAAUACACAAAAUGAGCCGGCAUCCUGCAACGAAUGUGCGUUUGGAGAAGGAAAUGCUGCAACAAUUUAAAGCUGGAACGGAAAAUGACUUGAACUACUACGAAAUCCCAGUCGAUUUGAAUGUGGAAACAAGUAUGAAUAAAAUCGAAGGACGUCAUUCAACAGAUGAAUCGAUGAUGGGAUUGCAACGAAGAGGACAUGGUGAAGCUCUUGGCACAAACAAAAACCGAGUCUAUUGGAGAUGUUAUUUCAAUGCAGUCACCUGCUUCUAAAAAUUUCCACAUAGUGAACAUAUAUUUUUUGUUUGUUUACUCCUAAUUUGCAUCCAGUUUUGUCACUUUUUCUUUUGUUUGUUUGUUUGUAUUGGUUUCAAGUUAUGAAUUAAGGUCAAAGCCGUGUUUAUUCAAUUAUUUAACAACAGUUGUCUGCAACAUUCCAACAAAAUAAUGUCAUUUAAUCCGUUUGCAAAAGUUUGAUGUCUCAGUACAUGUAAGGGAAACUCAGUCGCUGCUCUGAUAAUUCACUUAUUUUUACACGUCCAACAGCUACACUCUAAAUGAACACAUUCAAUGGAGUAUAUAAAAAUGCUAUAUUCAAAAUUGAAGCAACUUUGGAAAACAGACCAAAUGUAAAUAAAGAAUGUUUAUUUUUUAAAUCCUGCAAUAUGACGACACAUUUAUGUGGGCUAAUAAAAUACAACCAAUGAAUGCGAGAUAGGGGAAUGUGUAUGCCGAGCAUAGAUACUAAGCAAGCCAAGAUGGAGGCAUUUGGAUUUGGUCACUUACAAAAACGAUAAGAAAUUUUCGGCAAAAUCAACAUUUCGUCAUGGAUUCGUUUUUUACAUGAAGUUGACUGUGCAUAUCAUUUCAGAUUAUUCGCAGGAUACUCGUAGACUGUUCGCAUUGUGACAAUUUGCAAUUUUCAUUCACCAACUACCCGGUGAUGAUCCCAAUCAUGAAACGUCACAAUCUUAGCGUGCUGAGAUUCUAUCUAGGAUUCUAUGCUGGGCAUAUAUUUUCAGCUAUCUUGCAUUCACUGAAUGCAACGUCACACAUCAACACCGGAUACAAAGCCAAUUUGAAUCAUCCUUCGACACAAUGCAAAUAAACUAUGACAAACCAUUUACGAAACACACACACACACACACACACACACACAAUUUGUAUGAUCAGAAAUCGCAGAAUAAUUUUCAGCUCCAUGAUAACGAAACCAUUUUUAUUGAAUAUUCUAAAUGUAUUUAAAAUAUAUUGUGCAUGCAAAAUCAUCCUUCAAAUGUGAAAUCCUACUUAGCAAAGCUUCAAUAAAAGUUUAUAUGUACAAAUAAAUCGCGUUAUUUUUUAAUUACUUCGAAGUGAAUACCGGUGAGUAUAUACAUGCUUCAUGAGAUAAGAUGCAAAUCAUGUGAUAAAAUGCGUUGC
Molecule: messenger RNA, 2005 nt
Organism: Sitodiplosis mosellana (orange wheat blossom midge)
Lineage: Eukaryota; Metazoa; Arthropoda; Insecta; Diptera; Cecidomyiidae
Gene: AstCC
Exons: 4
Coding region: 266-859 (197 amino acids)
Source: RefSeq, a predicted model, not a curated record